CGGAGGCCUUCUGAGUCUUCUGAGAAAGCCCAUUCCCUGUGCCUUCCCCCCUUUGGGCGCGCCGCCGUUCCUCUGCCACCCGGACAAGGGCGGCUGCCCGGAGAGGUUUUUGCUAUUGGUGUGCGCCUUCGAGACGCUGUCGGACGAGGCCAGGCGCGCCAGGUACGACCGCAAGAGGAAGCGGCAAGCCGAGGGCGCCGAGGAGGCCGUCGCCGCACCGGGCAGGAGGCGCCACCGCGGGGCUGGCGCAGGCCAGGCAGCGCGGCCGCCGGCAGAGGGCGCGGGCGUGGGCGCGCAGCGCUGCGGCAUGGACGACGGCGGGGACGAGACCUUCGCUGCUUCGCAGGGCUGUGCGCGGCGUCUGCGCGCUGCGCUGCAGCGGCUGCGGACCGCGAUCCGCCUGGUGCCAGGGGAGCAUCGGCAGGCGGCGAUCGAGGCGCUGCAGGCCGAGGUGAAGAGGAGUCUGCUCUCCUUCAUGGAGGCUCAGCGCAGCAGAGGAGCACAUAGCUCCGAGAUCGCGCCUGGGCGCGCCGAGCUGGACUCGGCGUCGGAGUCCGAGAGCGAUGGCUCCCUGGCGUGCGCAACAGGUAAGGCCAUCGGCGACUGGCGCUCGCCGUCGGAGGCGCCUGCGCCUGGCGAGUUGACGGGGCGGCACAGCGGCGAGCGGGCGCCUGGCGGCGCGCCAGCAGCCGCGCCAGGGGCCGCACCGGGCAGGCCCAUAAGGCGAUCGGACACGCAGGGGAUAGAGAAGCUCGCCAGAGGCGGGGCCUGGAUGUACCGCGCCAGGGUGAUGUUCGCCCAUCUCUGCUUCUACACGAGGUUCCAGGGCCGCCUGGAGGACGCCGUGGAGCAUCACAUCCUGCUCGUGGAGAUCCGGCAGAUGGCCCAGGAGGGCAGGGGGGAGUUGGCCGCGGACCCGGAGAGUGGGGAGCGGAUCCACCGUGCGUUUCGCACUGUGCUGGCCUCCGCUGGCACAAGCACGAAGGACAUCGGGCUGAAGGUCCACGUCCGACUCGGGAUCUUCGGGCACAAGCGUCAGGUGACAAUCAACUCGCCGGUGCUCCCGCUUCCUGAGGCCCUGUCGCUGCGCAGCCGGCUGCUGAUUGCACGGUCGCAGAGUUGGGGGCAUUUUCGCAACGCUUGGGUGGACAUGAUACGCAGCUCCAGGUUCCUCCGCGGCCGGAUGCGGACCUGCAGGGACGCCGAGGCCUUUGUCGACAGCGUCGGAGCGGUCUUCGAGCCGCUGUGGGGCAACCUGCGCGGCCUCAAGGGCCGCGACUGGGGCACGAACCAGCUGGAGGGAAGGAACGCGAGAACGACCCAGACUGAGCGCGGAAACGUCGGUGUCGAUCUUGGUCGCCGUCCAGUUUUUUCGUGGUCAAUCCGUGGAUCAUCCUCGCGAAUCGGCGACGGUCAGCAUGGAUCAUGACCAAGACCGGCGUCGACAAGAUUCCGCGACUUCUCUGUCAUGUCCGUGGACGACUCAUGUGCACCGUACCGCGUUGGCGUCUCUCGGAGCGUCGUACAUCCUCGACCCAGGCAUCCGUUCGGCGUUGCAGCGAGGCCCGGAGGCAGUCCAGACAUGGUACAGUGCAUGGGCGCCGUUCUCGUAUCAUGGUCACCGUGUUGAUUCCCUCUGCCAGCAGCUGCUCGAGAGGGUACACAGGGCCGCGGCCUCCGUGCAGCGGGCGCUCGCGUCCCGGGCGGCGCUGCUCCUGCGCGAGAGGCGCAGCGCACGGCUGCGGUCGCUGCGGGCGAGCAGGCGCCUGCGCGCGGAGCGGGCGCGCUGGCUGAGGCGCAAGGCCGGCAGGGACAUGACCAUGGGAGACCUGGCCGAGGCCAUCCAGCGGGCGAAGCACGGUACGGCAGGGCACCGAGCCUGGCCAGGCCGAUCCUGGGCCCAGGAUCGGUGUGUGUGUGUAUGUGCGUUCGCCCGGCUUCCUCCCUCCCUCCCGCCGCCGCCGGGCGCCUCCUCCCUCCUCCUGCAUGGUGGCGGAAUUCGCGUUCGUACAUGAACCACAUUAAUGUAAUGUGCAUGUGCCGCCGCAUGCUAACGCAAGUCUUGGUUACUCAGACAUUGACGCGACUGCUGCU
Molecule: messenger RNA, 2094 nt
Organism: Prorocentrum cordatum
Lineage: Eukaryota; Dinophyceae; Prorocentrales; Prorocentraceae
Source: the annotation of a GenBank genome assembly